This is a messenger RNA of Ostertagia ostertagi, 291 nucleotides long. Lineage: Eukaryota; Metazoa; Nematoda; Chromadorea; Rhabditida; Trichostrongylidae. The record is from the annotation of a GenBank genome assembly.
GGCGACAAGGUUGUAUUCCCGAACGGAUCGGUAGAUCCAUGGAAGUCACUUGGUCUUCCAAUUGGAGACCCUGAUAAGAGCAUAGACGCCUUCAUAAUUAAAGGCGGAGCUCACUGUUCUGACAUGUAUCCAGCGUCUGCGAACGAUACACCUGAGUUGACAGCGGCCAGAGCACGUAUCUUGAAAAGCCUCGACUCGUGGAUUCAGGACGCUCUCAAACCAACAGGAGGUGCUUCUUUGCCGGGACUAUUCGCCACUUCGAUCCUUGUGUUGGUAUCCUUCUAUUUCUGA